AUAUUUUAUUCAGCCACAUCGAGCACAUAUAUUUUGUUAAUAAUUUUCGUAAAUUUUAAAUAUAUAUUUUUAUAAAAAAUGCAGUCUUCAUUACUAGCUUGCUUGCGACAUGGAAAAUUUUUUUCCAAUCCUCUUACUUCGGGCUUAGCUGCUUCAUCAUCAAAGUUUGGAUGCUACCGCAGUAUAUCGACUUCAAGUCCAAUGCAAAAGGAAAGCAAAUCAAUAAAGAGAGGAUUUGAACAAAACAUUGUUUUAGUCGAUGGAGUUCGCACGCCUUUCUUACAUUCUUUCAGCGACUAUUCAAAGUUAAUGCCACAUCAGUUGGCACGAUAUGCUUUGGUAAACCUGCUGAAUAAAACUAAUAUUGAUAAAGAUCUAAUAGAUUACAUCGUUUAUGGCACAGUCAUACAGGAGGUGAAAACUUCGAAUAUUGCACGCGAAGCAGCAUUAUCUGCUGGGUUCAGCGAUAAGACCCCUGCCCAUACAGUAACAAUGGCCUGUAUUAGUUCGAAUGUGGCUAUAACGACAGGCAUUGGGCUCUUAGCGACAAAUACAUAUGACGUCAUUGUUGCUGGCGGUGUAGAAUUUAUGUCUGACGUUCCUAUUCGCCAUUCUCGUAAAAUGCGUAGCCUUUUACUGAAAGCCAAUAGAGCCAAAACACCAGCACAAAAAUUAGCUUUAAUUGCUACAUUGCGCCCAAAUUUCUUUGUUCCAGAAUUGCCGGCAGUUGCUGAAUUUUCCUCUGGUGAAACUAUGGGUCACUCUGCUGAUCGUUUGGCUGCAGCAUUUAAAGUUUCGCGUAAAGAGCAAGAUGAAUAUGCGCUACGGUCACACACACUGGCUAAGGAGGCCCAGGAAAAAGGUUACUUCACUGAUUUGGUGCCAGUUAAAGUGCCUGGAAGCACUAAAUUUGUGGAGCAAGAUAACGGUAUUCGUGUUUCCACACCAGAAAAAUUAGGUAAACUAAACCCUGCAUUCGUUAAACCGCAUGGAACUAUUACGGCUGCUAAUGCUUCAUUCCUGACUGAUGGCGCCUCUGCUUGCGUACUCAUGAAGGAAGAGACAGCUAAGAAGCUUGGACUCAAACCAAAAGCAUACUUGCGAGACUUCCUCUAUGUGUCCCAAGAUCCAGUUGACCAAUUACUAUUAAGUCCAGCAUAUGGUAUACCAAAACUCUUAAAAAAGACCGGUCUUACUCUAAACGAUAUUGAUACAUGGGAAAUACAUGAAGCCUUUGCCGGACAAAUUAUUGCGAAUCUUAAAGCUCUCGACUCAGAUUGGUUCUGUAAAAAUUACAUGGGUCUAAGCGAAAAAGUCGGUGCACCAGAUAUGAGUAAAUGGAAUAAAUGGGGUGGUUCAUUAUCGAUUGGCCAUCCAUUUGCGGCAACCGGUGUACGUCUCUGCAUGCACACAGCAAAUCGUUUGGUGCGUGAAGAUGGACAAUUGGGUGUGGUGGCAGCUUGCGCCGCUGGUGGCCAAGGUGUUGCAAUGUUGCUGGAAAGAUAUCCCGGUGCAACAGCAGAAUAAUUCAGCAUUUAUUAAUAUUAACAUACAUCAAUAUGUGCGAACACUUCCAUAUAAAGAUAUAUUGCCUUCAGUAACUAAACUUUAGUAUGUAGGUAGCAAAGUGUUAAAUCAGUUAUUUUGAAAUAAUGUAACGAACAGUUUUGAUAGAAUUUAAAAAUUGGAAAUUUCGAAACUAUAUAACGAAUAAUUUUGUUAGAAUUUAAGAUUUGGAUUUUUUUUUAUAGAAAAUAAAUGAAAACAACAUAAAUGUAUUCAAGAACUUUUAUUGUAUGUUUUAAGAAUUGAGCAAACAAAAGUGUAUUUUGUUUUUAAGCGUAUAAAAUUAAUAACACCCAAACAUGUUUGUUUAUCAUAUUAUGCAUUUCGUUUAUUUUUCUUAUAAUACAUUUGGAAUCAGCUGAAACUCGCAAUAUUAUAUAAUUAUGUUAUUUAAUUAAUGCACUAACUAUUGUGCUUUAAACUUUUGAAAACUGCCUUUAAUGUGUAGAAAAAAAUUGCAAAAUUAAAAAGAUUGCGAAAAAAGUGAGAUUAACUGAAAAACAACUAAUAAAGUUUAAUUUACAAAAAAAAAAAAAAAAAAAAA
This is a messenger RNA of Ceratitis capitata (Mediterranean fruit fly), 2110 nucleotides long. It is a transcript of the gene Mtpbeta, whose product is annotated as trifunctional enzyme subunit beta, mitochondrial. The coding region runs from base 79 to 1527 and encodes 482 amino acids. The transcript is spliced from 7 exons. Gene Ontology annotation, molecular function: acyltransferase activity, transferring groups other than amino-acyl groups. The record is from RefSeq and is a predicted model, not a curated record. Gene Ontology annotation, biological process: fatty acid beta-oxidation. Lineage: Eukaryota; Metazoa; Arthropoda; Insecta; Diptera; Tephritidae.